ACAAAAGAUUAACACGGUGUAUUUGCUAUUAAAAUUUUCAAAAGUUAGUUUAAAUGCUUUUGUUUAAUUUAAAGGACAAUUAGUUGUUCAGAGCCUGCUUGGAUGUAUAUGUAACAUGGUCUCGAGAGAUUUAACAGUGAUUGCGAGAAACUCGGUCGAUGGGUUUUAUUAUCCAGGGUAUACCACAUCCCCACGCAUUCCCGUGGAUGUGACUGCAGACAGUGAAGUUUUUGUCAACUUCUGGGCUAUUCGCCCUCAUACUGUGCCCGAGUCUGAAGUGAUACCAAUCCGCGGGGCUUUACCAUGCCCCGAACCUAGGAAAUGGACGUGUGUGUUAGUGGAUGUGAAAUGUCGAUCCACUCAAAUUGACUGCUAUCUACCCGGGAUGGUGGCGGUUCUACCCAUAAGUCUCAGCAUAGAACAUCGGUUUUACACAAUUCUUCUCUUCAAUGGAAACAGAGUAACCAAAACAAGAAGAAAUUUCGUAGUGAUCGGCAGGGAUCAUUACGACAGAAUUGUGAGCUACAUCAACAACCAGAGGAAAAUACGAUAUAAAGAGAUGCUCCUGGAUAGUGUGAAUCCACCAUUAGCAUGCGAGCGGGGUAAACAAGCGAGGUUCAGGCGCAGACCACGGCCGUUCAGCUCAAUGUCUUCCAUAAGCAGCUCACGGCGAUCUGACUCCUCAAAAACGUCUUCACGAAAAAGUGCGAGCUAUGUAGCAACGUCUAGUCGCAGUUUAGUGUCGAGAGAAACUCAAAAGAGGAACUUUCUGGAUGUUUUGGGUAAACGAACACCAUCCAUAUCUUCAUCCUCAACAUCCAGAACAUCAACGAAGGUGACAUCAUCCUCAACAUCCAGAACAUUAACGAAGGUCACAUCAUCCUCCCAAGCAAGCAGUCUGUCAGAAAACACUGUUACACCAAAAAUAUAUACUAAAAUAGGCAAUUUGAGUCGUGGAACUGACGUGCUGGCCCGCUGGCCUGACGAUGGCUGGUACUACUGGGGACGGGUGGAUGGAAGGGCAGCGGGGACUGGAGAUUGCUACAUGGUACGGGACAGUACGGGCUUUGUGGCCUCAAUAGCAGACGAAGAUUUGUUGACUGAGGAGCAACAGAAGUUUCAGGCAAUUCAGCCGAAAGACUACGUGAUUGCACUUCAUCCCAGGUAUGUGUACAGCUACGCCCCUGCCAUGGUGAAGAGCACGUAUACACACGGAGCUCAUGUGAGGUUUUACGACGAGGAGGCGUGCCAACGUCCUUGGUCCGAACUUUUCCAGAUUACGAAAGACAAGUUCAAUCAAUGUGUAGAACACAUCAAACAAUGUGAAAAGAAAAUGACUGCAUUACACGCUAUUGCAUUGGAUCAAUCGAGUGAAUAUUAUAAGCUAGUCCAAAUCGAGUUGGAAGCAGGCAAGCAGCACUAUUUUGUACCCAGCUAUCAAAGCAGUUACAUUAAACAGAAAGCCAUCCAUAUUUUCCCUGUGAAGCAUAUGGGCGUAUCGAGUCAUCACAUCCCGACCUGCCGCUAUGUUCUUGGACCCAAAGAUGAGCAAUGUACACGUUACCUUGCCGCAGAGGUCCAUAAGCACAUAUCUCAACGAACUGAAGACAACCAAGAAACAAAUACGUCAUUGUACUCGCUCACAUUCUGCGAUGGGACUGUGAGGACGCUUGGCAGCUUGGAUAAGUGUUUCUAUCUUAGCGAGGACUACUAUCGGUACGCCAAUAGCUUCUACCACCACCAAACAUCUCAGGACAGAGAAUGAUCAUAUAGUCUACUUAAAACUAGAUAUAUUUAAGGAUUUUAUAACGUCAUGAUUUGAGCGGAGCUUCUUAAAUUUUCACAAUGUAACUCCUAUUGACUGCUUACCGAUAUUACCAAUACUUCGUGAUACUUUAUUUGACUCGUAAGUUUAUAUACUACUCAAAAUUUCCUAAGGGUCACUUUUUAGUUUCACAUAAUCUUCAAUUUAUGGAAUUUAAUUUAAAUUGUUAUUUUGCAGGUUUUGGUAUGAUAUGUGUUUUUGAUUUUAUUUUUAUGUAUUGAUUUAUCAUUGGUUCGUGACGCUGGCUGAAUCUAGCUAGGGGUGAACUUCAAAUUACACAUACUAUAAAAAGUGGUACUUAGCAAAUUUUGAGAAGUAUAUCAUGUUUUAAUUUAUUGUAGUGUUUACAUAAAUGUAUAUUUAAAAGCAGUAAAAAUAACAACAUAAACUAUUCGCAAUAACUUUAAUCUCAGUAUUCGAGUUGUAUAGGUUUGUAGAUAGGUAACUACAUGCUGCUAUAUAGUAUUCACGUUUUCCCUUAUAAUAACGCACACAAUUAAGUGCACUUUAUGUUCAAAUUAAUUUCGGUCUCAAAAUCUCUAUACGCGUCUCGAAAUAAACAACAAUUUGUUUAGUGGCGUUGCUCAGUAAAAUUAGGCAAUUGGUUUAAGUCAAAGUGCGAAUUGUGAAUGUCCAAUGAUUUAUCAAUUACACAAAGGCCGGUUAUUUGAACAUAAGCAACAUAUUGAGAUAAGCUUCUCAGCAUCCUUGGAUGUUAUUCGGUAGAACUAGUUACAACAUGUUUUUGCAAGAACAGUUUUAUGCAGCUGCGAUGAUUUAGUGUUUGAAACACAGUUCCACGUUGUUUGG
Messenger RNA from Dreissena polymorpha, 2635 nucleotides. RefSeq lists its product as uncharacterized. The transcript has 13 exons. The record is from RefSeq and is a predicted model, not a curated record. Lineage: Eukaryota; Metazoa; Mollusca; Bivalvia; Myida; Dreissenidae. The coding region runs from base 116 to 1765 and encodes 549 amino acids.